Messenger RNA from Xenopus laevis (African clawed frog), 996 nucleotides. RefSeq names its product ferredoxin 1 S homeolog (gene fdx1.S). Gene Ontology annotation, cellular component: mitochondrion; mitochondrial matrix. Gene Ontology annotation, molecular function: iron-sulfur cluster binding; electron transfer activity; 2 iron, 2 sulfur cluster binding. Gene Ontology annotation, biological process: P450-containing electron transport chain; electron transport chain. The record is from RefSeq and is a predicted model, not a curated record. Bases 343 to 846 code for a protein of 167 amino acids. The transcript is spliced from 4 exons. NCBI's taxonomy places the organism in Eukaryota, Metazoa, Chordata, Amphibia, Anura, Pipidae.
UGCCCCAUAACAACACUGACGUAAUAACCACGUCCCGCAGCCGCUAGAGAGAAGUCACACGGGCUACAAUGGCAACACACGGAAUUGUCAACCGGCAGUUCAAAUAACAAGUGGACCCAGAGGAGAAACAGAGGCCUCAGCAUUCACAUAGCAGGGCCCUGAUAAGAAGCAGCGCGGAGUUAUCGCGAGACUUCAAGCUAUCCAGCCUCUCAGUACUCAGCUUCCUUGUGUUAUUGUACCCCGCCCCCUGUCGGUAAGCGCUGGAACAGAGGGGAGGAGCCACCGACUCACUGGGCCAAGUAAACUUCCCUAGUGCCGGAAGGUCAGACCAGAGCAGGGAACAUGGCAGCCGCUGCAAAGCUACUGGGGAUCUCUCGCUGCUUGUUAGCCAGCUCCAGGCUCCGUGUCCCCGCUGCGCGCACUGUAUUGGGCCAGAGCAGCCGCUGCCUGGGGCUCCGGCACUUUCGCUGGUUCAGCUCGGAAGAUAAAGUGACAGUGAAGUUUAUAAAUCGAGAUGGAGAUACCCUGGUAGCAGAAGGAAAGGUCGGGGAAUCCCUGCUGGAUGUAGUUGUAGGAAAAAACCUAGACAUUGAUGGCUUCGGUGCUUGUGAAGGAACGCUCGCCUGCUCUACCUGCCACCUCAUCUUUGAAGACCACGUAUUUGAGCAGCUGGAGCCAAUCACUGAUGAAGAGAUGGAUAUGUUGGAUCUCGCCUAUGGACUGACUGAUACGUCCCGGCUGGGCUGCCAGAUCUGCCUGAAGAAAUCCAUGAACGGAAUAAUGGUGAAAGUGCCAGACUCUGUGGCCGAUGUCCGGCAGGCGGUGGAUAUGGGCAAGAAUUCAUGAGACGUAGACUUCUUCAAAAAACGCUGCCUUUUUAUAAGAUUUCAUGAUUCUGUGUAAUUAUCACUAACUUCUAUGCGCUAGACUGAACCAAUGGUUUGAAUGUAUUUCUAAUUUUGCCUAUAAAUAUAAAUACAUAGAUUUUGUACAUUA